Molecule: messenger RNA, 907 nt
Organism: Erythranthe guttata (spotted monkey flower)
Lineage: Eukaryota; Viridiplantae; Streptophyta; Magnoliopsida; Lamiales; Phrymaceae
Gene: BHLH92
Product: basic helix-loop-helix (bHLH) DNA-binding superfamily protein
Molecular function (GO): protein dimerization activity
Source: RefSeq, a predicted model, not a curated record
AUAACCGUUAGAGAAGUUAGAACAAACCGAAAAACGGAAGCGAUGGAAGAAUUCUUCCAACUAUGCCCCUCUCGUACGAGCAUUUCAUGGUUCGGAGAUGCUCCAAUGGUGGAUAUUCAAAGUGCUUUUCAUGCAUACACAGAAAAACCCUUUAGAGGGCUUUCGCAUAAUCAUCGGAAUAUAAACAAGAGAAUGAUGGAGUUCUUGAAAAAGACGUAUUUGCCCCCGGCCGGAGAAAUCGAACGUUAUCGUGUGAAAGAUAGAAGCCACAAGCACAAGAUUAGUGAGAGGAUGCGAAGGGAGAAGCUCAACCAAAAUUAUCUUGCCAUUCACAAGUUUUUGCCACUUGCAACCAAGAGCGAUAAGAAGUCGAUACUGGAAAUGGCGGUGAAGGAGAUCGAAGAGAUGAAGAGGUGUAAGGAAGUUUUGGAGGGGCAAAAUAGGGAUGAGAUGGGGAAGAUUUUGAGGGCGACGGAGAAAUUUCGAGAAGAAGUCGAAAAAGCUGAGAUUAAGUUGAGAGUAGCUUAUCCAGCUUCUGGUGUGGACUCCAUGUUGGAGGUUCUUAAAUGUCUGAAAGAAACCGGUUCUAACGCAACCUCAAUUGUAUCGAAUUUUUCGGACCAUGAAUUUUCCGCUGCACUAGUGGUUGAAACCAAGAUAAGAGCAGCAGAUGUUGAGAAGGCUGUGCAGAGAACUUUGUUUGAAGCUGAGAUGAAAUUUAGACAACAAGUAAAGGACAAUAGUGGAAAUUGCUUGACAAUAUUUGAAAGUGGACCAUUGUAACUUUUAUGCUUAAAGUCAAGCUUUGACCACUAUAAGCCAUAAUUACUUUUAUUGAAAAUAAAUUGUACUCAAAAAGCUAAUUAGAACAUUGUAAACUAAUAAUAAAGCCAUUUGAGCACUUGUU